Messenger RNA from Phymastichus coffea, 975 nucleotides. It is a transcript of the gene mRpL2, whose product is annotated as large ribosomal subunit protein uL2m. The transcript has 2 exons. Gene Ontology annotation, molecular function: structural constituent of ribosome; RNA binding. Bases 43 to 957 code for a protein of 304 amino acids. Gene Ontology annotation, cellular component: ribosome. Gene Ontology annotation, biological process: cytoplasmic translation. The record is from RefSeq and is a predicted model, not a curated record. Lineage: Eukaryota; Metazoa; Arthropoda; Insecta; Hymenoptera; Eulophidae.
AUGACAUAAAGAAAAAGAUACAGCAGAACGUUGAAAUGUAAAAUGUCUGCUUCCACGGUCCUAUGUCGGUUAUUUGGGCAAAAAGCUUUAGAUUUAACGCGAUUUAUCGCACCAUCUUCUUGUCAAGUACAACAGAUACGUGAUUAUUGGAAACCUAAAAAUGUACCACAACCAGGUAUCAAAGGAAAAAGUUACAGAAGAAUUGUUCAUUUUAAAGACAAGUACACUAUCCAACCUUUAGAGGUUACAAAUUUGGGUGGAAGGGAUCCAGUAACUGGUCGAGUAGUGUGCAUAGGUAUUGGAGGUGGUUUAAAGCAUAAAUAUCACUGGAUCAAGUGGCUCCGAACUGGACCAAAGGAUAUCAAUGAAAAGCCAAAAGAAGAAAAAGUUUUAAAAAUUCUAUUUGAUGGCUGUCGUACAUCUCAUCUAGCUUUAAUAGGCAGUGGUAAAGAGCUGUACUACAUUCUUGCUACAAUAAAUAUGAAAGAAGGAGACAUCAUCAAGACUCACAUGGGUAUACCUCGAAUACCAGUUAUACCUAAUGAAGGUGAUUGCUAUACACUUGGUGCUCUUCCAGUUGGUACAAUUGUGAACUGUGUAGAAAAGUAUCCAGGACUUGGUGGAUUUCUCAUUCAUUCUGCAGGAACAUUUGGUACAAUCAUAAGAAAGGAAGAAGAUAGAGUUAUUGUGAAGGUGCCUAGUAAGAAAGAAUUCAGCCUCCUUAAUUCUUGUAUGGCAACUGUUGGAAGAUUAUCAAAUGAAAUGCAUAGCAAAACACCUAUUGGAAGUCCCAAUGCUAGCAGAUGGCUGGGUAAUAGACCAAGAAGCGGUUUGUGGCAUAGGAAAACAGGAAAGCAUGGUCGUAAAAUCAAACCUCUACCACCAGUAAAACAGUAUAAUCCUUAUGCACCUAAAAGUGAUGAUACUAUUCAACUGUCCCUAAGUGGCUUCAUGUAACAAUAUGGAUUCUUUGUU